Molecule: messenger RNA, 1789 nt
Organism: Phalaenopsis equestris
Lineage: Eukaryota; Viridiplantae; Streptophyta; Magnoliopsida; Asparagales; Orchidaceae
Exons: 5
Coding region: 400-1626 (408 amino acids)
Source: RefSeq, a predicted model, not a curated record
UAGCAGUUGAAAAGGUGGCAUAGAGGAGUUCCCGUCGCCGUGCUUUUGGUUGGAAAGAUUUGGUCGUCUCUGGGUCGGGCUGAUGGAUUCUGAACGCGGAUGCGAUUCGAAGCUGUCGAUUCUUUCUUUCUGUCCGUCCAUCACGAAGGUUUUCGCCUUUCAGUUUUCAGAUUUCUCUUUCUCUGUGGAAUUGACGCCUAGGUUUCGAGAGCUGUGGCCGGGAUCUGCGACAUAGAACAGGCUCUCUUUGAAGGCAGAUUGACUAAAUCAAAACUUCCACGAGCCCAAACUUACUGAAUUUAAAGCAGCAGUUUGCAGUCAUUGUCUAAGGGAGAUCAGAUACCAAAUCGUGCUUUCAUAUCCUGAAUAGCUCUUACAAGAGGUUGUGCAAAGUUCACAAUGCAUCGUUCAAGGUUUCAAACUCCUGGCUGGGCUGCUUUUGAUCGCAAGCACCGAGAAAAGCAAGGAAGUGGAACUGAAGGUGCUGUCGUCCCUUAUCCAAUCAUCUCAAAUGAAACAAAUUCAGACUUGAUGGAAAGUUCAAACAAUACUAACUCUGGAGAAAGCUCAGUGUCCAUUGGGCCUGUGCCAACAAGGUCAUUUUCAUCAGUUGUUCUAUCUUCAAAGCCUAUUGAAUUUCCAUUUUUCAAUACUCAUUCAAAACCGGGUACCUUGAAUAUUAACAUUGAUGGGGAUGAGCAUGACGCCGUCAGAGAAAGUAAUGUGAAUCCUAUUUGGAUGCUGAAAGAUGUUCAUAGUUGGGCUGAUCAACAAUUGAUUAAGGAUAUAUUAGCAGCUGUAAAUAAUGAUGUUGGAAAGGCAUCAAUUCUUUUGAAAGAAAUGUUUUCAUCUGAAACGGAAACUAAAAAUGUGCAACCUGGUUCUUUUGGAAUGUGCUCUCAGAUUAAUCUGAGUGAACAUGUGGAUGUUUUUCUGGAAAGAAGUAGCACUUUCGAGGAGAAUAAAUUGUCUAACAAUUCUCACAAUAAAUUAAUGGUUAAGCAAUUCUAUGUCCCUAAUGAACCUGACUGGGAAGAGGAUGAUGUCUACUUAAGCUGUCGUAAGGAUGCAUUAAAGAUGAUGAGGGCAGCAUCACAACAUUCACGUGGGGCAAGCAAUGCCUAUUUGAGGGGCGAUCACUUAACUGCACAACAGCUCUCCGCGAGGGCUCGAGAAGAGUGGACUACUGCAGAACAACUAAAUUCUCAAGCAGCAGAGGAGAUUCUACGCAUUAGGAACAGCAAUAAUGACUUAUGGAAGCUAGACCUUCAUGGCCUUCAUGCAACAGAGGCUGUUCAUGCAUUGAAGCAACAUCUUCAAAGAAUUGAAUCCAUGAUGAUGAACCAUUCUGUUUCUCCCCAUGAGUUUGCAAAGGUAGAAACAAUUCAAGCCAGUCCCUCUUUUGUCUCUCUCAGUGGCUUGGAGACCUCUAGUAAUGCUAAGGGAAUUAUAGUGCCACAACAGAGGCAGACAUUAUUGCAUGUCAUUACAGGGACAGGUAACCACAGCAAGGGACAAGCAUCACUCCCUGCAGCCAUCAAAAGCUUUCUUAUUGAUGGAGGGUAUCGCUUUGAUGAUGCGAGGGCCGGCGUUAUAUCUGUUCGCCCGAUAUUUCGCCAUAGGUGACAUGCAACAUGUCAAAUGUACAUUGCCAUUGUUAAUAGUUCUUCAAUGUUCUAGUAUUUUUGAGCUGGUUAUGAUUUGCUUCUCUCUUAUCCUGUAUGGCAGUUAUUAUCUGAGUUUCAUGUGUUACUUCUCGUAUUUGACAACUUUAAUUAUAAAUUUUUAU